Messenger RNA from Rhodofomes roseus, 4656 nucleotides. RefSeq lists its product as uncharacterized. The transcript is spliced from 7 exons. The record is from RefSeq and is a predicted model, not a curated record. Gene Ontology annotation, molecular function: protein binding. Lineage: Eukaryota; Fungi; Basidiomycota; Agaricomycetes; Polyporales; Fomitopsidaceae. The coding region runs from base 94 to 4656 and encodes 1520 amino acids.
ACCAUCGUCGAAGUUGCCGCGCAGGUCUCUCCCUGACUCUCACCGUCGCCGUUACCCUCUCCCGUGCAGUCUCGCUUUCCCUCCUCAGUCACCAUGGCUAAGAGGCCUAAGAAGAAUAUCUUCAAGUCUUUUCGGCGACAGCCCUCCUCUACGCCUGAGCACAAGUCAAGACCUGCGAGUAAGGGAUUUCAUCGCCUCAUGUCGCUCCUGUGUCAGGGAGGUUCCUCGCCGUCCCCACAUAUGUCGAGGUCGCCAAGCCCAUCCCGAAGACAAUCCAGUUCGCAGGCAGUGCGCCCCCAAGCAGACUCGCUGCUCGAGCAUUCAGAUGCCCGCCUCCCAGCGGGGGCCUCCGAUUCCGACGCUCCCAGCUCAGGCGAACAACCUGCCGAUCCAGGCGAGGGCGUCGAACCCCCUGCAACGUAUGAGUCCCCCAGUAGGGCCAUGAUAGGCCUAGCUGUGUUCAAAAGCGCGCUGCAGAUCACGGAGAGGGCCGCCGACGUCUUUCCCCCUCUCAAGUCAGCCGUGGGAGGUCUGCUGGGAAUCCUCGACUUGGUCGAGACGGUUGUCGAUGUGCAUGAAAAAUUCAAGCGCAUCGCAGAGAAAGUCUCCCUCAUGACGGAGGUGGUUGAGAUGUAUCGAUCUUUGGACUCAGGCCGUCAGGGCGAGAUGAUGAAGUACCUGGACAAGGUCGCGGACGAACUCAACGCAGUGGAGGAAAUCGUACAAAAGAAACAGGAUCGCAAGAUUAGCAAACGCAUAGUUCUUGCGCCAGCCGACGUCGACGAAGUUGAACGACAGUUCCGUGCUGUUGGGGAUGCCACGGACCUUUUCCUUUUGUUAGUCAACGUACGCCAGAUUGCGGCAUUGGAAGAGUUGCGUAGGCUUAAUCAGUCAUCGCAUGCAAACUCAGCCAGCCGGAUCCAGUUUGAUUACCUGGACAAGCUGUCUGGGAGUGAGUCGGCCCGCUACGAUGCGAUAGACAUCCCCUUCUGUACCACGGACACCCGCAUUCAGCUCCUCGAAGACGUCUUUACUUGGGCAGCAUGCAACGAGGGCGAGGAUGUACCGUCGAUCUUCUUCCUGAACGGAGUCGCGGGAUCUGGGAAGAGCACUAUUGCGAAGACGUUGUGCGCUUCGUGGAAUCACGCAGGCCGCCUGGGUGCUAGUUUUUUCUGCUCUCGCCGCAAGGCCGAGCAGCGGGAUGUGCGGUCCAUCUUUCGGACACUUGCGUACCUCCUAUCACUGUCUUCACCCUCAUUCGCGGAUGAGGUCGUCAAGGUGCUGCGAGAGAACCCGCUCGCUGCCAGUGCGAACAUCGAGGAGCAGUUUCGUCUUCUGAUCUCCGAUCCAGCGACUGCCGCGUUCACUGCAGUGGGUCCAGUGCCAGUCGUCGUCGUGGAUGCUCUUGAUGAAUGCGAUGACGCGGAUGCGACAGAAAACCUGCUGAAGGUCAUCGUAAAACACGGACGCCAGCUGCCUCUCAAGUUCUUCAUAACUAGCCGGCCCGAGCAUCACAUCAGGACCAUGUUCAGGCAGCCAGGCUCGCGACAUCUACGGCUGCGUGACAUCGAGCGCGAUAUUGUUGACGAAGACAUCCGUAUAUCUCUGACGGCAGAACUGUCCGAUUUUGAAGAUGUUCAGUUGUCUCCCGAGGACAUCAAGAUUCUUGUGGACCGCUCGCAGGGUCUGUUCAUCUAUGCGGCCACGGCAUGCAAAUACAUCAAAGCGCGUGAUGUACCAGAGCCUCCGCAGGAGCGGCUACGUGAACUGGUUGCUCCGCAUGCAGAUCAUCCCCCCACCGGUAUUGAUGAGAUGUACGACUACAUCCUUGGCCAAGCUCUUCAGCGCUUGAAUGGCGACCAGUCGACGAGGGUUCUGCGGUGCUUACACGCAGUCGUCUGCGCGCGCAAUCCCCUCUCUGUCCCCGAAUUAGCGCACUUGCUAUGCCUCACCCCUGACCAGGUCCGCUAUGCACUCGUCGCUUUGCAUUCCGUGAUCAACGUCCCCGACCAUGACGAGGAACACGGUCUCCUGACAACAUACCAUGCUUCCUUCCCAGACUAUCUCACUACACGGACGCGGUCUGGAUCAAAGCGAUGGGCGGCAGACACUGGAGCGACACAUCGCGACCUUUUCCUCGGGUGUAACAAAAUCAUGGAGACUGGCCUGUUCUUCAACGUGUCGGGGUGUAGCACAUCGUACGCCAGCAAUGCAAAGCAGCCGUCGCGUCGAGAGCUCCCUUCGUAUCUCGUUUACGCGUGUCGAUUCUGGAUCGAACACCUGACCAUGUCGUCCGUCUCGGAGGAACGAGCGACUCAGGAUGUCUUGGCUUUCUUCGAAAACAAGUUCCUAUACUGGCUGGAGGUGUUGAGUGUUUGUAACUACACAAAUGUAGCGUCUUCACUGAUCAUGAGGCUGGAAGUCUGGCUUCGGGAACAGCAAACCAGACAAAACACGGAAAACGCGGACGUGUCACGAUGUCUGCGGCUUCUGCUGGACGCGAAUGACUUCCUCAUUCGCUUUGGGAUGCCGAUUCACGACAGUGCACCACAUAUAUACAUCUCGGCUCUUGCGUUCACACCUCCAAAGUCGCAGAUCAGCCAGGUAUAUCGCGCUCUACUGGAGCGUCGAUUGAAGGUGGAUACUGCGGAACGGCUCACACCAUUACCCCUCCUGGAGAUACACGAACAAUCCCACGUUCGCGCACUAGCCUUCUCAGCCGACAGCAGUUGGAUCGUGUCUGCCGGAAACGACGUCCGCCGCUGGAAUGCAAGGACAGGGGAGUCAAUUGGCCAGCCGCGGCAGGGACCUGACGUUCCGCAUUCUCGCCUCGCGCUCUCACCGGACGGAUCUCGCGCUGUGUCCUGGGACGCCUGGCACUCGAGUGCCAUCCAUAUCUGGGACACUACACUGGAUCACUCCAUUGGACGGUCGCUCAAAGUUCCUAUGGAUGCCACAUCCGACAGCGUGGUAGUGUUCUCGCCCGAUGGCAAGUGCGUCGCAGCCGGUAUCACAAUGCCGAAAGGUCGCGACUUCGCCAUUUGCAAAUGGGACGCGGACACGGGUGACCCCAUCGGCCAACUGCUUGAACUGGCAGGAUCGGCGUGCGACCCGGACGACCGCGAGUUUGUUUCGAUUGUGUUCGCACCCAAUGGCAAGCGAAUCGCUGCAGUAAGCGGAAAUGCUGAAAAUGCUGGGUUGUGGGAUGCAGAGACAGGCACUAAGAUUGCAGCACCAUCGAAUUUUUGGGCAGCUACAUUCUCACCAGACAGCGCAUUCGCUGUGUACGGGGAACCCAGUGGUGCUAUUCAUGUCCGGGACGCGGAGACUGGUGAUGCAAUUGGACAGCCGAUCCAGGGACACACAGAGGGCGUGCUUUCGCUCGCAUUCUCGCCGGAUGGCAAGUUCAUUGCGUCCGGGUCGUAUGAUACCACAGUCCGCGUCUGGUCCUUCGAGCAUGGCAAACUUGCCGGUCAUCGGGUGCUGAAGGGACAUGCAACCUUCGUCAAAUCGGUCGUCUUCUCGCCGGAUGGACGCCUCCUUGCAUCCGCCUCGGAUAACGGGGAGAUCUGUAUCUGGGAUGCAGCCCAGACUACUACGGGGCACACGGAUUCGAUUGGCGAGCGGCCCAGGCACACUAGGGACGUGACGUUGGUCGCAUUCUCGCCGGACGGCAGACAGGUUGCAUCUGCAUCGCUAGACGGAACUGUUCGUGUCUGGGAUGCACAUACAGGUGCUGCGGUCAGAGAGCCACUGCUGGGACUCGGUCAUGACAGCAGUGGCUGCUGGCCAAUAGCCAUCGCAUUCUUGGUGGAUGACAACAAGAUCAAUCUUUGGCGGAAGGAGUCGUCCAUUGAGAUUGUCGAAUCGGCGACGGGCGCCCACAUCGUGGACAUCGACAUGUCAUCCCAAGCCAACUUAACAUCCGCCACGUUCUCGCUGGAUGGCAGGUUUAUUGCAGCCUGCUUCAACGAUCUCACCAUUCGGGUUUGGGAGACAGACACUGGUACCUGUGUUGUGCCGCCGCUCAAGGUCAAAACGAGCGAAACAGCAGUCGCGUUGUCGCCCGAUGGCAAGCUCCUUGCGUAUACCUCCGAUCGUUGGCGGUGUGUUCGCAUUUGGAAUCUCCAAACCCAUAUCGAGCAGUCAUGCAUUGAAGACGCAGACAUAGUGAGGUCACUCGCGUUCUUGCCCGACGGAAAGCACCUCGCGUCCGCGUCGCGUAAGACGGUUCGCGUCUGGGAUGCUCAGACGGGUGCUCUGGUCCUACCGCCUCUCACAGGACACACGGAUAUCGCGGUGAGGUCAAUCGCAUUCUCGCCAGACGCUCGGCACAUCGCAACCUGUUCAGAGGACGACACUAUCCGUAUCUGGGACGUGACCGUUGGGGCAUCGUAUGGACCCCAGAUCGUGACGGGAUCCGGUUCACCCUCCCUCAUCGAUAUCUGGGAGUCGCAUGGUGCGGAGUUCGAUAUGACAUACUACGGAUGGAUCAUCGGCCCCAACAAAGAGCUCUUUGUUUGGGUUCCCCCAGAAUAUCGCACUGGCUUGUUGUGGCCUCGCAUGACUGCAAUCAUAGGCGUACAUCCCGUUCGUCUCGACCUCCGCAACUUCGCACAUGGCUCGAGAUGGGCAGAGUGUUGGCGCUCAACGUGA